AAUCAAAGACGAAAUGGCGAACACUUCGAGAUACGUAUACCAGGAAAAAAAGGGAAAAUAAAACCAGGAGUGGUCAGGCAGGUUGCAAUACGAAGCAGUGGGAAUGCAUGGAUUUAUUUGCCUUCCUGAAACUAAUUAACCCAUACGAAGUUUGCACGGCAUCAAAUAUUAACAACCAACCACCCACAGCUGAUGAUCCUAUAGAAAAUGAAAAUAAGCUUGAAGAGUUGCCUGAUGUCCAGUCACAGUCGGUACACCAGUCACAGUCGGUACACAAUGAAGAUUGCAAUUCUGACAGCCAUCAUGAAGUAACGCCAUCGGUUUCUGAAAGUACAACGGUGUCAACUCCAACAUCGCAGUGCCAACCCCCUUCCACGCCUCCUAUUGUGACCACAAGGAAGCGUGGAAGAACGACACAAGCAGACGAUUUGGGAAAAUCGCUGACGGAAUAUAUGCGAGUUCAACUUAAAAAGAAAAUUGCGAGUAACAACACGAAAGAAAAAAAAUAUGAUAGAACAUCAGAGGAUGCCUUUUUUGAGAGUUGUGCUUUAAGAAUGAAAAACUUACCUGAAGAGGUUAAGUCUGUACUACAGCUGUAAAUUUCUCAAGUAUUCUAUAAUGCUGAAAACAGAAAUCUACCGCCUCAACAGAUCAGACCUCUUCCAUGGCACAGUCAUUUGAUUUUAGGGCGAGCCCCCACCUACACUUACCCAAAUUUGACCACCAAUGCAGUGAAUUCAAACGAUAUCAUUGGUGAAUCAAUGUGACUUGCCAAUAUGUGAGCGUUUAUCUCCCAUUCAUGAUGUAGUAACAUUCAUGUAAUUCUG
Molecule: messenger RNA, 827 nt
Organism: Gigantopelta aegis
Lineage: Eukaryota; Metazoa; Mollusca; Gastropoda; Neomphalida; Peltospiridae
Exons: 3
Coding region: 108-599 (163 amino acids)
Source: RefSeq, a predicted model, not a curated record